Molecule: messenger RNA, 913 nt
Organism: Rana temporaria (common frog)
Lineage: Eukaryota; Metazoa; Chordata; Amphibia; Anura; Ranidae
Product: indolethylamine N-methyltransferase-like
Exons: 3
Coding region: 74-844 (256 amino acids)
Cellular component (GO): cytosol
Molecular function (GO): N-methyltransferase activity
Source: RefSeq, a predicted model, not a curated record
CAGCAAUAGGUACACACUUUUCGGAUAACAUCAGACAGCCAAGGACCCCUCUAUAGUGAUACAAUAAUACAAGAUGGAUCCUAUCCGGCAUAAGAUCUACCAUGUAGACAAUUUCCACUCCAGGACCUUUCUCGACACUUACUGUGCCAAUAAACCAGGAAUGGAGGAAUUGCUUAAACUGCCCAUGGAGGAGCUUCAUUAUUUUUUCAAGUUUGCUAACAUUAAAGGAGGCACGCUCAUCGACAUUAGCCUUGGUCCCAUCAUUUUCCAUCUGUAUUCAGCCUGCGAGUAUUUCAAAGAAAUCAUCCUCCUGAGAUUCAAUGAUCAUUGUAUCAUAGAGCUGAAAAAAUGGCUGCAUGAUCUUACUGGAGCUUUUGAUUGGACCCAUACCUUAUCAUUUGUCACUGAGAAGGAAGGAAUAAGUGAACUGCCUGAAGAGAAGGAUUUGCGGCUGAAGGCGGCAAUCAAACACGUGUUAAAAUGUUAUGAUGAUAAGGAAAACAUAACUGAUCCAUUGGUGUUACCACCAGCAGAUUGUGUACUGGUUAAAACUGCCCUGGAUGUCAUCAGCAAAGAUAAAGAUGAUUACAUUAGGAAUCUACAAAAGUUCACCAAACUGCUGAAGCCUGGAGGACAGUUGCUGCUAUUUGGAGCCCUGAAUGCGACAUAUUACAUGGUUGGCAAAGAUAAAUUCCACCUCUUAAAUUACGAUGAGAACUUCAUCAGAAAAGCCAUUGAACAAGAAGGCUUUGUCAUCAACCAUUUUCAAGUUCGCCCAAGGAAAACAGAAAGUGACUACAGCGAUUUUAAGGCCGUCAUCUUUGUCUCAGCUCAUAAAAAUUAAGGGCCAGAUUCACAGAGGAAAUACGCCGGAGUAUCUACUGAUACUCCGGCGUAUUUUCAAAUUUGCCGC